Molecule: messenger RNA, 3921 nt
Organism: Thrips palmi
Lineage: Eukaryota; Metazoa; Arthropoda; Insecta; Thysanoptera; Thripidae
Exons: 10
Coding region: 1358-3865 (835 amino acids)
Source: RefSeq, a predicted model, not a curated record
GGCGCCAGGGGCAAGCACCGGCAGGCUACGCUGCUCGUCCUACAGUGGUGGAGCUCCGACGGGACGGAAGAGACCAAAAGAGGAUGACGAAACAAAAAGAAAGAGAAAUGCGCACGUGUGAAACGGACGGCGGGUUGGGUUCGAACCCGGGCCUAUUCCAUUGUCAGCCAGCAGGGCCAGCAGGUCACGGUGGACGAUUAUCGGUCUGCUGAACAUUCCGACACAGCAGCUUGGACGCACUGCCCCCACCCCCUCCCCGUCGGCUCAUCGCCUUGGUGUUCGCACCGCCUCUAGUUUUAGCUUUUGAACGGCGAUACAUUUUCCGAGCGACAGGAGAGAGAAACAUCCCGAAGUGUACCGCAGGCUGAUUCCGAGGGUAGCUUUCGUCGCCCUGUCUCUCUCGCACCUCUACGGGACGCCCCAUGAGUGCGAGAGAGACGGGGCGACGAAAACGACUCUCGGAAUCGGUCCGCUGUUCGUCCUUGAGAAUCGGCCAGUGGCCUCUGAAUUAUUCCGCCCCGAAGCCCCAGGGGAGCGCGCUAGAGAAGCAAGCGAAGCCCAGUUCAUUGUUCCUUUCCUUUCAUUCGAGUAAUGAAAUUAAAUUUCUACGGGAUAAAAUGAGAGGCAGGGCGCCAGGUCCUCUCUCUCUCUCUUGAUAGCUGGUGGCCCGCAGCGCCGCAGCGGUGGCGGCGUGACCGAUGUCCGUCCCGUUAUCGAAAGCGGACGGCCGCGGAGCCCCAACCUCGCUCUUGGCUCAGGCACUUGGCCGCCACCUGCAACCAGCCCGGCUAGCUCAGUCGGUAGAGCAUGGGACUCUUAAUCCCAGGGUCGUGGGUUCGAGCCCCACGUUGGGCGUCCAUUUUUGGAACAGUCGGACUGUUUUCUGACGCGUCGUGGCUCGUUUCUCGAGUUAUGAAGAGGCACACAGUAGCUGCUAGCUGCACUGCAAGUGGAUUACAACACACAGGGGAAAUCCCGAUCCCGCAGGAAGUGCGCCCAACGGCCGCCUUUGCGACGUCCGCUGCGUGUGACGUCCUGCCGCCUUAUCGCCGAAGGGAGGCUGGGUGUGCGAGAGAGAAGGAGUGUGUGCCGUGGGUGGACGGAGGUACACCUGCAGCCGCAGUCCUGCCAGGCCCGGCCGCUACAGUGCAGUUGCGUCUCGCGGCUGUUCGUUCUAAGAGUCCGGAGCCACAGAGCUAGAGAAACAACAUUGAGACGUACAGUCAAGUCCGGAAUCCGUCAGCCAGGCUUCGCUUCUCCCUAGCAUAAACGAGCAGAAAACUCAAUCUUCAAGCCCUGAUUUUAAGGAAAGUUGACUGAUGUGCGAGUCGUAGUUUCGUAGUUGCAUUGUGUAUCGAUGAACGUUGGCACGCUACCUCCGCACCAUGCGGUGAGUACAAACAGUCCAAAAAGUGUCUCUCGCCACUCGAGUGCCCCGGUCACCCUGACGCGCCGCAUUGGCAACAGCGAACCAUGUUCUGCCUCGCCGGGUUCUUCCGGCGGCGCCACUUCGUCAACUUCUUGCUCAGCUGCUGCUUGUUGUACGGACUGUACGUCCUGCUGCAGGCGAGACUGUUCCUCAGCAGAAACGGUGAGGCCGGGGAGGAAAUGCACACCGCGCAUGCCAAGUACAGACGACGACAAUGAGCAGGCUGCUGGUUUCACAGAGUUUCCAGUCGCCCUGCUGUACCGCAGCCAGUUCGCCGCUUCGGAUCUCCACCGCCCCGCCACGGCCACGGCGGGUCCCACGACAGCCUCCACCAGGUCCUCCAGGUCCUCCGGGCCCUCCUCGAAGUCGUCGACGUGCCCCCCUCCGCCGGCGGCCUGGCUGCUGGACACGGCGGGGUGCCGCGUGCCGGCGCACCAGCCCUUCAGCAGGGAGGUGAUGCCCAUGGUGUACGACUUCCCGACAAUCACGUGCGCCGACCCGCCGCCGCUGGUGCGGUCCAACGACACGCACUUGUUGUUGGCGGCGGGGUUGGCGGCCAAGUACAACGCCAGCAGCGUUGCGUGCUGCUUCACGGCCAUGUGGCGCGUCCGGGGCCCUCGCUGGCAGGACGACCGCGGCGUCCUCGACGACGGCGUGGCCUACGGCAACGACAUCCGCUUCGCCGACGACUGCGUCCCGUUCAACGACUCCAUCGCGGUGCCGCACGAGUUCGUCCGCGUCACCUGUACUGACCCAGCCAGCCCCGAGCGGCGGGAGGUGUACCUCGACUACUUCGGCUUCGUGCCCGUCCGGCGGCCGCGCGGCGCCUCGGCGGGGGCCUCCGCGCGCGAGCACGUGUCCGAGGACGCGCUGAGCGUGCUCGUCGUGGGCAUGGACUCGCUGUCCAGGCUCAACAUGAUCCGCAAGAUGCCGAAGACGCGCGCCUUCCUGGAGCGCCGCCUGGCCGCCAGCAGCAUGCUGGGCUACAACAAGGUGGAGGACAACACGUUCCCCAACCUGGUGCCGCUGCUGAGUGGGCUGUCGGUGCCGGAGCUGAAGAAGGCCUGCUGGACCAACAGCACGACGCACUUCGACGCCUGCCCGUGGAUCUGGAAAAGCUUCAACGCCAAGGGAUACGUGUCCAUGUUCGCCGAGGACACCGCCUGGAUGGGGCUCUUCCACUACCUGAGCCGAGGCUUCGUGAACCAGCCCACCGACUACGACCCUCGGCCCCUCCUGUACAUCGGCGAGAAGCACCUGGCGCGCGGCGGCGGCAACAACGCGCAGUACUGCAUCGGCCAGCGCCACCAGAUCGAGGUGCUGUUCGACUACGGGCUCAAGUUCGUGCGGGGCAUGGCCACGCAGCGGCGCAAGUUCUUCAGCGUCAUCUGGGGCACCUCGCUGUCGCACGACCUGCUCAACCAGCCCGACGAGGCCGACGCCAUGUACGAGCGCUUCCUCGCGGACAUCCACGACACGGGCGUGCUCAACAGCACGGCGCUGGUGUUCCUCAGCGACCACGGUCUGCGCUUCGGCAACGUGCUCAAGACGUACCAGGGCCACCUGGAGAACAUGCUGCCGACCAUGUACGUGGUGCUGCCGGACUGGGUGCGCCGCCGCUACAAGCAGGCCGUCAAGCACCUGCAGUGCAACCGCCACCGCCUGCUCACCGUGUACGACCUGCACCGCACGCUGGGGCACAUGACGGACCUCAGCACCCUGGAGGACGAGCGCGUCCUCGCGGACUCGGACCGCGUGCGGAGGGCCUUCUCCAGCAAGGGCAAGAGACGCAGGCCGAGGGCCAUCGGCUUGACCACGGCCAUACCCAGCACCAGGACGUGCCAGGACGCCGGCAUCCCCACCAACUUCUGCGCCUGCCAGCACCUCACAAAGGCCCAGCCGUUCGAGGUCGACGUGCAGUUCGCGGCGGCCUUCGUGGUCCGCGAGAUGAACGCCUUGCUGUCCCGGUCGCCGCAGUGCUGGAACGCGUCCCUGGACGCGGUGCUGGACGCGCGCAGGGGGGCGCCGCUGCGGACCGGCGACCUCGCCGAGGACGCCGACGAGCGCGAGUACCAGGUGCGUCACCGCCUGCAGGGCCUGCUGCAGCUGGUGAUGCAUGCCCCGUUCGAAGUAGUCCUUGUUGCUCCAGAUGCGGCUGCGCACCCAGCCAGGGAAUGCCCUGCUGUCGGCGGCGGUCCGCGUCCACGUCAAGACGGGCCGCAUGCAGCUGGCCGGCUCCAUCGGCCGCCUCAACGCCUACGGCAACACGAGCUGGUUGUGUCCUUGUCCCUCAAGUUUGCCGUCAUUGCGGCUUAUUUCAUUUCGCCUUCUGCCCCCAGGUGCGUCGACACCGCAUCACUGCGGACGCUUUGCCACUGCAUCGAAGAGGCCCCCACAACAGCAAACGCCAAUAGUUAUAAUUCUAGCAAUAAAUAAAGUACUUUUAUGGAGAGGCGUCUCGCGCGACUGUACACCGCACCUGCAACUCUAAC